Messenger RNA from Culex pipiens pallens (northern house mosquito), 2887 nucleotides. It is a transcript of the gene ari-2, whose product is annotated as potential E3 ubiquitin-protein ligase ariadne-2. The record is from RefSeq and is a predicted model, not a curated record. Gene Ontology annotation, molecular function: ubiquitin conjugating enzyme binding; ubiquitin protein ligase activity; zinc ion binding. Gene Ontology annotation, cellular component: cytoplasm; ubiquitin ligase complex. Bases 497 to 2077 code for a protein of 526 amino acids. Gene Ontology annotation, biological process: positive regulation of proteasomal ubiquitin-dependent protein catabolic process; ubiquitin-dependent protein catabolic process; protein polyubiquitination. NCBI's taxonomy places the organism in Eukaryota, Metazoa, Arthropoda, Insecta, Diptera, Culicidae. The transcript has 5 exons.
UCACAAUCAGACUGAUGGCCAGCAGCAGCACCAUCACAACACACUCCGUCAUCGCGUAAUCUUUGCGUGGUUCCUGCUCGUUCCGUGGGUCAUUACCUCCGCCGUCGUAACAGUGUGGUUCCAGGGUUCGUGAGGGGUUGGAUUUGCGUAACCUUUCGGUGUCCGCGAUGAGCUUCUGAGUGUGGCCACUUCCGGGAACUUUCGACCGAAAAAGUGUGGAGAAAAAAAGAGUUCAAGAGAAGGUUGAAAAAAAGUGCAAAAUUCAAGGUGAAAUAAAAAUAAUCGUGUCUGUCCAGCAGCAGCAGAAGAAGAGGCCACACGGCCGAAAAGUGGUGAGGGGGAAAGAAAAUAAGUAAAGUGGUUCCGGAGAGGGAGAAGGAGGAGGGAUUGAAGUGUUGACCACUUCCGUCGUGAAAAGGGGAAGACAGGAGCAAUCAUUGUCUCGUUAGUGGAACUUGCAGCAGCAGAGCCAGGAGCAGAUCCUCGUGUCGUCAAGAUGGCAGACCAGGAAUCGGACAUGGAAUACUCGUCGGAUAACGAUUACGAGUUUGAGGAUUACUACAAUUCAGGCCUAGAAGACUGCGACAUCGAACAGAUCGACCCGAAGCGGUCCGACCCCGAAUACUUUGUGUACGAAUGUCUAGACGUGGAGGAAGUCGAGAAGCUGCUCAACGAAUCGGUUGAAAAGCUCAGCAACGUGCUCCAAAUCACUCCCUCGCUGGCCAAAGUCCUGCUGCACGAAACCAAGUGGCGAACCGACGAAGUGGUCGAAAAGUACCGAAACAACGCCUCCAACCUGCUCGUCAGUGCCCGCAUCAAGGCAGCUCCGGCCGCAAUGGCCAUGGCAAUCGCUUCCACCUCGUCCGCCACCGCCGUCAGCAUUCCGCUGAUUCUUCCAACCGUCGCCGGUCAGCUCGUUCCCGGACCAAGUUCCAACCCUGCCGCAGCAGCAGCUUCAACUCGCAGUUCAUCCCCACCUCCGACCGCCUACCGGACGCACCUUUGUCCGGUGUGCGUCACCGUCCAGGCCGUCGACAAGUUCCACGCCCUCUCGUGUCAGCACUCGUUCUGCCGCGAUUGUUGGGCGAUGCACUUUGAGAUUCAAAUUAGCCAAGGAAUUUCCACGCAGAUCGGCUGUAUGGAGCAGCGCUGUGACGUCCGGGUGCCGGAAGAUCUGGUGCUGAACCUGCUGAACCGGCCGAUGCUCCGCGACAAGUACCAGCAGUUUGCCUUUGCCGACUACGUGAAAAGCCAUCCGGAGUUACGGUUUUGUCCGGGGCCAAAUUGUCAGAUUAUCAUCCGCAGCGCGGACAUCAGCCCGAAGAAGACGACGUGCAAGGUGUGCACGACGUCGUUCUGCUUCCGGUGCGGAAUGGACUACCACGCGCCCACCGAUUGCCAAAUCAUCCGCAAGUGGCUGACAAAGUGCGCCGACGACAGCGAAACGGCCAACUACAUCAGCGCCCACACCAAGGACUGUCCAAAGUGUCACAUCUGCAUCGAGAAGAAUGGGGGCUGCAACCACAUGCAGUGCUUCAACUGUAAGCACGACUUUUGCUGGAUGUGCCUGGGGGAUUGGAAGGCGCACGGUUCCGAGUACUACGAGUGCUCGCGGUACAAGGAAAAUCCGAACAUUGCGCACGAGUCGGUGCACGCGCAGGCCCGGGAAGCGCUGAAAAAGUACCUCCACUACUACGAACGCUGGGAGAACCACUCCAAGUCGCUGCAGCUGGAGCAGCAAACGCUGGACCGGAUGAAGGCGCGCAUCAACGAGAAGGUGAUGAAGGGCCUGGGCACGUGGAUCGACUGGCAGUAUCUGUUCGAUGCGGCCGCCUUGCUGGCCAAGUGUCGCUACACGCUGCAGUACACGUACCCGUUUGCGUACUUUAUGGAGGCUGGCUCGCGGAAGGACCUGUUCGAGUAUCAGCAGGCCCAACUGGAGGCGGAAAUCGAAAACCUCUCGUGGAAGGUGGAACGCGCCGAAACGACCGACCGGGGUGACCUCGAGAACCAGAUGGACGUGGCCGAGAAGCGACGGACCACGCUGCUAAAAGAUUUCUUCCCGACGGAGGCGUGAGCUGCAAGUGGUAACAAGAGAGAGAGAGAAAAAACGCAAUCUUCGAACAUUUAAAUUAGUGAACAAAAACGGAUAUUAAUUACUCACCACAACACACACGAUACCCACCUUGUGCUGUUUUAAACUUCCUUCCUUAAUUAAUUUGAUCCCCACCCCUUUAUCCCGUUAGUUUGGUAAGAUUGUUUUCUUUCCAACCGUUAGAAACCAUAGCAUACAGGUGCACUCGAUUUUGUCUUCAAAAAGCGAGACUUUCUGAAGCGGUCAACGAAUUGAUUUCGAAAUCAUGUUAUUUUAAAUUUAUAGAAUCAAACGAAAUAAAAUACGUAGAAUGUGUGAGAGUGAAAUUAGACAUCUCUCCUUCCCCCCCGUAGGCGAAUAAUAGAUAAUUCUUUUACUUUUAAAUCGACAACUCUUCUUAAUUCGUUAUUCCUACACGUGCACCAAAUGAUCUUCAGACGUUAAGAUAAUCUGUAAAAGUGGAAAAUUUUACUUAUACUAAAUACAACAACAAAAGAAACACAACCCGAAAUCCAGAGAGAUGCUGUAAAAUAAAAACAAUUAAAACUCAACCCGUAAAAUAGAAAAUAGAAAAAUGUAUGCGUGUUGACUAGGCGGCACCGCAAAGUCGAAAAAGUUUUAUUUCAUAAACGUGAGGCAUUCUUCACAACGCAAAAAAAAAGUUCGGGCAGUAGGAGCGCGCGCUAUUUAUUCAUUUUACUGUGAAAUAUGAUUGUGUAUAUUGAUAAUGAGGUGAUUUAAUCAGGAUUACAAGUUUAGAAUAAGGUGAAUAAAAACAUAAAUUAUAAAAAA